Coffea arabica (coffee) is the source of this 994-nucleotide messenger RNA. RefSeq lists its product as uncharacterized. NCBI's taxonomy places the organism in Eukaryota, Viridiplantae, Streptophyta, Magnoliopsida, Gentianales, Rubiaceae. The record is from RefSeq and is a predicted model, not a curated record.
GUGCGGUGCAUUUGUGUACUCACUAACCUGUAGAAAUCCCAACUCGAAAGAUAUAUAUUUAGCAGUAUACUAGAAGACUAUCAUUCCUGUAGAAAUCCCAACUCGAAAGAUAUAUAUUUAGCAGCAUACUAGAAGACUAUCAUUCUAUACAAAGCCUUCUCUGGAUUCUUUAGGUCAUGCCAGUGUUUUUCUGUUAGCUGCAAGACUAAGCUUUUUUAAUGGGUCGCCGACCGAAAUAUGCAAACUUAGAAGAAGCCUAUAGAGGGAAGAAUGCAAGAAGACGGGAACGACGUGCCAAUGCGAGUACCAUGGAUAAUUCUGGUACUGCUGCUACAACACAAUUUCGUGUGUCCAUCAAAGAGUCUUUCAAUAGCCGUUCAACUAUGGAAUUGAGAUAUAAAGGUAAGGUUAGCAUGAACACUGAAGGAAUAAACAAUCAAGACGAGCAGUAUGUUAUAGCAACCUAUUCACAUUCAAAAGGUAGUUUUAUCAGUCAUGUAAGUGAUUACAGAACAAAAGAAGAUUGUGCAGAAACAUCCGUCAGAGGAAUGCAUGAAUGUGUAAAAGGAAUGAAUGUAGAAUCAACAGUUUUAGCAUCAACUUCUAAGAGCAGUGUUGCUAAUUAUUCAAGAGAUACAUGCUCGAUACCUAUCAUUACUGAUAGUAAUGUUCUAUCUAUGCCACCAGACAAAACAUAUCAGUUAGCUCAACAGGAUGCUACAAGACAGAGGCGACGUAAGAGAUUAGCAAUGGAUCCAUUGAGAAUUAUUGCCACUGAACCUGAUAUAUUACCUGAUAUUCCAGAUUGCCAGCAUGUAAAGCAAAGAAAUUUCAUCUAGAACCACCUAGAUUUUGUUGUUCUUCUGGUGAGAUCCAGUUACUCCCAACUGAAAUGCCAAGAGAACUGAUGAUGUUGUACCUUGAGGAUUCUAAAGAGGCUGUUGAAUUUCGCAACUGCGUUAGAAGUUACAAUAAUAUGUUUGCAUUCACAUCU